This is a messenger RNA of Fukomys damarensis (Damara mole-rat), 935 nucleotides long. Its product is annotated as carbonyl reductase [NADPH] 1. The coding region runs from base 105 to 935 and encodes 276 amino acids. Lineage: Eukaryota; Metazoa; Chordata; Mammalia; Rodentia; Bathyergidae. Gene Ontology annotation, molecular function: carbonyl reductase (NADPH) activity. The record is from RefSeq and is a predicted model, not a curated record. The transcript has 3 exons.
UUUAAGGCCUCAGGUCCUCACUCAGUGCCUUCCAGACCUGGGCAGCUCACAGGCUCUGCAGGGCUCUAGGCUGCAACUGGAUCCUCUCUCCCUCACACCCAGCCAUGUCGUCCUGUCGCCGUGUGGCGCUGGUGACAGGAGCCAACAAGGGCAUCGGCUUCGCUGUCACCCGCGAGCUCUGCAGGCGCUUCUCUGGGGACGUGGUGCUCACUGCGCGGGACGAGGCGCGGGGCCGGGCGGCGGUGCAGCAGCUGCAGGCGGAGGGCCUGAGCCCGCGCUUCCACCUGCUGGACAUCGACGACCUGCAGAGCAUCCGGGCUGUGGGCGACUUCCUGCGCAGGGAGUAUGGGGGGCUGGACGUGCUGGUCAACAACGCGGGCAUCUUCUUUAAUAAAGGGGAUCCCACACCCUUUCACCUUGUAGCAGAAGCGACAAUGAAAACAAACUUUUUUGGUACACUGAAUGUCUGCAAGGAGCUGCUUCCUCUAAUGAGGCCCCAAGGCAGAGUGGUGAAUGUGUCAAGCAUGUCGAGUUCCAUGGCCCUUAAAGGCUGCAGCCCAGAGCUGCAGCAGAAACUGCAAAGUGAGACCAUCACAGAGGAAGAGCUGGUGAAGUUCAUCAACAAGUUCAUGGAAGACAUGAAGAAUGAAGGGCAUGAGAAGGAAGGCUGGCAAAACAACGCGUAUGGGGUGUCCAAGAUCGGCGUCACAGUCCUGUCCAGAAUCCAAGCCAGGAAACUAAGUGAGGAGAGGAGAGGGGACAGGAUCCUGCUGAACGCCUGUUGCCCAGGGUGGGUGAGAACUGACAUGGGGGGACAUUCAGCCCCCAAAAGUCCAGAAGAGGGAGCAGAAACCCUUGUGUACUUGGCCCUUCUGCCCCCAGAUGCCGAGGGGCCUCAUGGACAGUUUGUUCAGGAGAAAAAUGUUCUACAAUAG